Nannizzia gypsea CBS 118893 is the source of this 826-nucleotide messenger RNA. RefSeq lists its product as hypothetical. NCBI's taxonomy places the organism in Eukaryota, Fungi, Ascomycota, Eurotiomycetes, Onygenales, Arthrodermataceae. Gene Ontology annotation, biological process: respiratory electron transport chain. The record is from RefSeq and is a predicted model, not a curated record. The transcript has 3 exons. The coding region runs from base 96 to 800 and encodes 234 amino acids.
GACGAAAGGACGCAGCGCUGCUUCUAUUUAUCUAUUGCAUCGCCCGACGCAGCAAUUGAAUCACAGUGCUUGCAGGAAUCGCUCUUUAGCACAUCAUGAGGGCGACCCUACGGCUUCUGGCUAAUGUAAAGCCAGCCAGAUACCUGGAACCUUUCACACCAACCGGUCUUACUGGCCUUUCAACCCACCCUAGCCCUCGACCAACACUCAUCUACCUCUAUACCACGACUCUCCAGAAACUGAAAGCGAUUCCGGAAUCAUCUGUCUAUCGCAAAUCGACAGAGGCCCUUACCAAACACCGAUUGGAUGUCGUACAGUCUACGAAGCCACCAGGGUUCGACGCCUGGCUGCAACGAGUAAAAGCUCUCGUUGCUGAGAACCCAGAUAAAUACAAGGCUGCUCUGAGGGAAGACGGCACCUACGCUGCAUUCCAGCUUGAAGAGGAAAACAUUGCCAAGGAAGACGAGCUUUGGGGUGGAGAGAGCUCCAAGGUGCAGCAGGAGGGUGCAUACCUCAGCGAGGAGGAGAUGGAGGAGCGCAUAAAGGAAUCAGAAGCACAAGCUGCCAUGCAGGCAACUCCCACUAUCCAUUGGGAGGCAGAGCCAGCUCUGGAGGCUGUGCAGAUUUCCGAGAUUGAAAACAAGAUCGGCGGUGGAUUAAUAGAGGAGGUCAUUCAAGUGGCCGAGGGAGAGCUCAAACUUGUCGAUGAGAUGGUCAAGAGCAAAGUAUGGGAGGAACUUGUGGAAAAGCCCAAGCCUGGCCAGUGGACUUACUUCGAAAGAACUGAAUCUAGCUCAUGAUCAAUUUAUCUAUGCUUGAUUCCACG